AUGUCGCGCCCAGCGCCCCACGAGCCCCGCGGCCCGCCUGGACCCAACCGAGGCCCGCUCGGGCCCGAGCCGCCCGCCUCCGCGCCUGCGCCCGAGCUCUCCCGCUCCAGCGCGCCCGGCGCCACCCCGAUCGCCGUCCGCCGCCGGCGUGCGCCGCCGCAGCCCCGUGCCGGGCUCCUCCGCCGACCGCGCCUCGCGCCGCCGCCAACGCUCGCCGCCGCCUGCCGCGCGCCUCGCUGCCCGCGUCGCCCUGUCGCGUGCCUCGCUGCCUGCGUCGCCGUGCCGCGCCUCCGACCAGACGCCGCCCUCCGGCCACUCCUCCGCGUCGCCGGCGACCAGAUCCGGCGAGCCCCGAGCUCCUCCGCCUCUCCCCGGCAUCUCCGUGGUCAGGCCAAACCCAGCAAAAAGGCGAAACUGAAUAAGCCGGCCAACGAUUCCAACCCGUCUGAGCCGGAAAAACAACAACCAGAACCUUAUUGCUGA
This is a messenger RNA of Aegilops tauschii subsp. strangulata, 483 nucleotides long. NCBI's taxonomy places the organism in Eukaryota, Viridiplantae, Streptophyta, Magnoliopsida, Poales, Poaceae. The record is from RefSeq and is a predicted model, not a curated record.